AUGACUUCACCGGCUGGCAUCAUUUUCACACCACCUCUUGGGACAACCUUACGAGUCUCUAGAUUGAGUGGAGCAACAUUGUCACUCUUUGCUACGAGCCCGAAAUCUGUCAACCUUGUUGCCGAGUUCGGGGAUGGAACAACAAUACCUCUGGAGCAAACCGAUACCCCAGCUGUAGGGGGAUUGCUCACAUACAAAGUCACGAUCCCCAAGCCUAACAGGGUUCCUGCAUGCAUUAGACUGCGCCAUGCCGACGGCAAAUCAAUCUCAGACUUGGGCUCCGGCCAGGACAUUUUAACGUUAAUUGACGUCCCAACGAUUUCUAGCGACCGCGAAUUCAGCACCAGCAUCACUCUUUCGGCAUCUGAAGAUACCACAAGCAUGGUCUUGGACUGGCUGAACGACAUGGCCUGGCAAGGAUGGGCUUGGCAGCGUAUGCGACCGACGUGGAUUGAAGCCCAAUUUGUGACUUGUCUCUCUACCCUAGCGCCGGACAAACUUACACACUGCCUGUUGCUGCGACCAUCCGAUACGAAACAGGGUGAGCAGUUGGCGCCUGAGACAGUCUUGGCUGUGUUUCCAGCGAGCUCCAACGACGCGUUUGUUACUCUGACUGGUCCUCGAGACAACGAGGCUCCAGGUGUGUAUGCGCGUGUCCGAAGAGUCGGUGCAGUUGGCAAAGAUAUUGCUGUUCACGUCACUGGGAGCUUGAAAGCCAGAAAGGGCGAAGAGACUGCGAUUCAUGAUGCCGUACAGCUCGCGCGGCGUCUUUAUGGUCUUACCCCAACACGAUUUGAAGUGACAGCUGGAAAGAGCCCGUUCGACAGGCUGGGCUUCUGCACUUGGAGCAGCAUCGGUGAAAAUGUGCCACUUAACAAGACCAACAUGACCGAGCUGACCCAGCUAUUGAAGAAGGAUGCCAAAUACGUGCCUGUGGGCAGUUUCAUUAUUGAUGAUGGCUGGCAGGACAUUCGACAUGGUCUCAAUGGUCAUCCCAAUGCAAGAGGACUCUGGAGCUUUGAUACCUGGGAUGGUAUGGGAUGCAGCCUCGCCGACCUAGUUGCUAUGAUCAAGACUGAACUGACCUCGGUCAAAGAGGUUGGUGUCUGGAUGACAUUGACAGGCUACUGGAACAGCGUGGCACCGGGGUCGCCUCUAGAGACGAAAUACGGCAUGGUUCGAUACAAUAUUGCACGGUCCAAUGUCCCUGGGCAGGAUUGGACGCUCCCGGACUUUGACAACCAACAAUCAGGAACUAUCAACGAUGCUGAAGGUCGCUACUACUUGCUUCCUCCACCAGAGCGGGCGGCCGAGUUCUGGAGCGACUAUUUUGGUACCUGCGCUGCUGCAGGGGUCGACUUUGUCAAGGUAGAUAACCAGGCCUAUGGCUCGUUCCUUGAGGGUGUUCAAGGCGGGCAAGAGUUUGUUGCGCUUUGGGAUGCUAUGUUUACGGCUGCCAACCAGACCUUUGGACAUCACCGAGUGAUUCACUGCAUGGCACACUAUGAGCGCAUAUUCAGCGGCGAUAUUGGUCUCGGGGCUGCGACUAACAACCAGAAGAUCGUCAUUCGCAACUCAGAUGAUUUUGGCCUCGAUCGCCCAGAUGUGCACAGAGACCACAUACACUAUAACUUGUACAACGCCCUGCUUCUGGAUCAACUGUCUUGUAUCCCAGAUGCGGACAUGUUCAUGACGAGCGCUCAAUGGCCUCAAUACCAUGCCGUUCUCCGCGCAUUCUUCUCUCAUGGUCCCGUGCUCUUGGCCGAUUUGCCUGGAACGUGGGACGUCGAGGUUGUGAAGAAGCUGAUUGCACCGGAUACCAAGGGCGAAUGCACCGUCGUUCGGGGAAUCCGGACAGCCAGGCCAUUGCCACGGAACAUCUGGGAAAAGACACUGGAUCAUGGCCCUGGCCCCAGUAUUAAGGCUGCAUCUCCAUUUGGCAAACACGGAGCUGCAAUUAUUCUGUGGAAUGCGAGGACAGGGGCUCGUGAUAACACGGCCGAUAUUCUUUUCAAGGGAGAUAUCAUCGAUACGCUAGGCGAGGUAGUGAAGGGCCCAGGAAAUGUCUCCAACAAUGAAUACGCGCUAUGGUUGAGCAAUGCCAAUCGGGCUGCCUCGUUUCAAAUGGAACAAGGCAUCAAAGAGACGUUGGCCCUUGACACGGAGAGAAUGAAUGCUGUCCUAUCGGUAUCCCUACCGCCAGCUACGAUGGAGAUUGUUACGGUAGCCCCGCUAUGGCGCAUUGGAAAUAUGAAAAUCGCGGUUCUCGGUCUUGUUGAUAAGUAUGCAGGAUUGAGUGCCAUCAAGAAUACCUGGACUGAAGAAGAUGGCGUGGUUACUGAAGUGCGCUUGGCCGGUGAGCUGGGAAUUCUUUUGCAUGCAAGCAGCACAGACUCAAGGCCCAGGGUUAUGGUAGACGGGGAACUGGUUUCUGUCAUUGAAAGAAGAGUUGGGCUCGAGAGUAAUGGCGAUGACCCAAGUUUAUUGACGGUGGAUUUGACAGAGAUAAAUUCAGUCGAUGGAAAGGACUUCUACACGGUCCAGGUGAGAUUCUAG
Messenger RNA from Penicillium daleae, 2556 nucleotides. RefSeq lists its product as uncharacterized. The coding region runs from base 1 to 2556 and encodes 851 amino acids. Lineage: Eukaryota; Fungi; Ascomycota; Eurotiomycetes; Eurotiales; Aspergillaceae. The record is from RefSeq and is a predicted model, not a curated record. The transcript has a single exon.